AUAGGUUAACCUGUGUCUGAGCUCCUCUCAAGAGGCAAAACCCCAGGCCCAAGAUCCCAGAGCUCACAAGUGGAAAGCAAAGGAGGGAACGCAGGUGUGUCUGGUUCCCCUACUCGGGGCUCCCGCCCUCCCUGGAGGCGGAGAUCCUUCUAAGCUGCGUCCACACCAGGCAAAGCUGGGCCUGGAGACUCUGCGAAGAGUGAAUGCUGAAGAAGGAGCUGGGUCUCCCUCGGACAAACCUUGGAAAGCUCAACCACAGGGCGCCCAAAAAUGAAGCUAAGACUUCUCCAGUGGACUUUCACCUACAUUUCAUGGGCCAGACUGCGUUACAUGUUGCUGCCACUGUAAGGAAGCUGGGAAAUGGAGAACUGUGUCUUUACCUCUACACUGGGAAAGGAACAAGAAUCAUGGUGUCAUGGAGAGGGAUAUACUUUAUACUCACUCUGUUUUGGGGAAGCUUUUUUGGAAGCAUUUUCAUGCUGGGUCCCUUUUUACCUUUGAUGUUUAUAAACCCAUCUUGGUAUCGCUGGAUCAACAACCGCCUUGUGGCAACCUGGCUCACGCUACCUGUGGCAUUGCUGGAGACCAUGUUUGGUGUAAAAGUGAUUAUAACAGGUGAUGCAUUUGUUCCUGGAGAAAGAAGUGUCAUUAUCAUGAAUCAUCGGACAAGAAUGGACUGGAUGUUCCUGUGGAAUUGUCUGAUGAGAUAUAGCUACCUCAGAUUAGAGAAAAUUUGCCUCAAAGCCACUCUCAAAAGUGUUCCAGGAUUUGGUUGGGCCAUGCAGGCUGCUGCCUAUAUCUUCAUUCAUAGGAAAUGGAAGGAUGACAAGAGCCAUUUUGAAGACAUGAUUGAUUAUUUUUGUGAUAUCCAUGAACCACUUCAACUCCUCAUAUUCCCAGAAGGGACUGAUCUCACAGAAAAUAGCACGGCUCGAAGUAAUGAAUUUGCUGAAAAGAAUGGACUUCAGAAAUAUGAAUAUGUCUUACAUCCAAGAACUACAGGCUUUACUUUUGUAGUAGACCGUCUAAGAGAAGGAUCCUCCCAUGUGUGUCCAUGCAUCUCUCAGCCAAGAUGGAUUCCAGCGAAGAGGCCUAUGGGUAGCCUUGACAUCACUCCCCUUUUGACCUCCAUGGAGCUUUCUAGUCGGCAAGGAGGUGAAUCAAAAAAGAUCUUGCUGCGAUUUAUGUCAAAGAGUGUUCUUCCUAUGUUUUCCUGUAAGAACCUGGAUGCUGUCCAUGACAUCACGGUGGCAUACCCUCACAACAUUCCCCAGACAGAGCGGCACCUCCUCCUCGGAGACUUUCCAAAGGAGAUCCACUUCCACGUCCACCGAUACCCAGUGGACACCCUCCCCACAUCCCAGGAGGACCUCCAGCUCUGGUGCCGCAAGCGGUGGGAAGAGAAAGAGGAGAGGCUGCACUCCUUCUAUCAAGGGAAGAAGAAUUUUUACUUUACGGGGCAGACUGUCAUUCCACCUUGCAAGUCUGAGCUCAGGGUCCUUGUGGUCAAAUUGCUGUCCAUACUGUACUGGACCCUGUUCAGCCCUGCAAUGUGCCUGCUCAUCUAUCUUUACAGUCUUGUUCGGUGGUAUUUUAUAAUCAUCAUUGUCAUCUUCGUGCUGCAGGAGAGAAUAUUUGGUGGACUGGAGAUCAUUGAACUUGCAUGUUACCGUUUUUUACACAGACAGCCACAUUUAAAUGCAAAGAAAAAGGAGUAAGAUUGUAAGAUUCACAGUGUAAAAACCUAUGGGAUAUUUUGGAAAUGUUCUAAGCUUUUGUAAACGGAGAUGCGUUUUUGCAUGACUAUGUCAAAUAUUUCUUACUAUCGUCAUUAUUUGUUAAAGAUAUUUUGCACUUAGUUUUGUGGGAAAAUAUUGCUACACACACGAUUUUUUUUUUUUUUUUUAAUCUCUGAAUGUAAUUUCAACACUGUGUAGCAGGGAGCGAUCGCUGUGUGAAAUAACUUGGGCCAGAGUAUAGUAAACAAUCAUCAGGCUGUUAGCAGACAAGGUACACACAAGAUCUUCUUAAAGGCCCAAUCCUGCUUCCUAACCAACUCCCCAGACAGGAGGCAGACCUGGGGCUCCUGAGCACUGGCCCAGAUCAAGUGCUGGCACUUGACCGUGGAGGUGAGGGCCCUUCCUCCUGGCUCCCUCUUGGCCCUGUCCCCGCACUCCUUUCUAUGCCAGUCAAACCCUUGCAUCCUUCCUGAAGACCAGAAAACAGAAAUCCCUUGUCCUUAAGCUGAACAAACAUUUUAAUAGGAAGCCCUUCAUUACUCAUGAAAUCUUGGCAUUUAGCCGUGCACUGACCUAGACGUCAGAAGACCACCGGUGCCCUUUUCUCACGUGGAAAAUAAGAGCUGGACAAGUCUCAGGGAGCAACCGCAGGCUCUCCACUCAGAAACCUUAGUUUGAAUUUUUAAAGCUAGGAAUUCAUACAGUUUAGUUCUUCACUUCUGUGUAACCUUGCAUGUUUAGUGCUGGUUUCUUUACACACCUUGUUAGCAGGUGUAGCUUUUCUGCAUUAUAAACGGUAUACAUCAAGUCACUUACCUUUUUAAAGGAAAGCGCAGAAGAACGUUCUCUUAUUGCCAUCAGAAACUCUCUUUUGAAGUUGUGUCUUGGUUGAAAUAUUUCUUUAAAACCUGCCACAAAAAGGAAGGUUAUUGUAUUUUCUACAUGUGCGUGGGUGUCUAACUUCUGCCACUAAAUCAACAGCAGCACUUGCAGACAGGGCCGUAAUGGUUUAACCUAAAUUAUUCAAUCCCUGUAGCCUUGACAAGUUUUAUUCUUAAAACCAAAAUGGUCACACAAAAAUGAAUCCUUUUUUAAUGAUAGUGAGGGAUCUCCCUCUCUCUCUUUUUUAGUCCCAGGUUUCCUCUUUCAUUAGUAAAACCCACUUUUGACCAAUUGUUCACCUAAAUAUUCCUGUCAUUUGGAGUCAAUGGAAAAUUCAGCAAGUCAACAGCACCAACCUCCUUCUGAGGCAAAAAAGAAACAUGUGGCCAUUGUUUCCACUCCACUGGAGCCCUGCAGCUACUUUUCUUUUUUUUUCUGGUCCUAAUGGGAAUGCCGGUCAGAGCAGCAGAAAAUAUGGGGCAUUUAAAAGUCUUUACUGUUAAAAAACCUGUCCGCUCAUUCCUGCCUUGAACCAGCCUCAAACACUGUUUCUAGCUUUGUGUACUCUUGGCGCGAGUGCCUUCUCCUUAAUUACAUCUCCUUUGUGCCGGACGGUGACUUCCGCCGGCAGCGGACACCGGCAUCGCCCUGACAGGCACGCACGCUGUGAGCUAGACUUACCCAGCAGACUCUUCCGCUUUCAGAAAGCCACCGCAGCACUCUGUUGGCAUACCGUUUCCACUGGAGGAGAACUAACUAGUGCCUCUGCUGAGGAGCCCAGCCUGUAUUUAACUACUCCCCCAAGGCUGUUUUUAAUCCUGCUGGGGCUACUAAUUAGUUAUUAGGCACAUCUGCUCCAGACCCAGCUUCCUUGGUUUCUAAGGUGGUUAUUUUUUUAACCCUUUUUUUCCCCCCCUUAAUAAAAGAGGUUUCUAAUUUAGGUCUCUCUCAGGCUUCUGGUUAUAUUUGGAAAUAAAUAGUUUAACAAUCAGGAUUGCUUUUGUCCUGGGUCAGAGAGAAACGCUGAGUUUUCUACUCCACAGGUGUUUGUAAUGUAGCGCGGCUGCCCUUCCUCCAACUAACUGCUCACGGCUCCUUGGUUCGGGGCCUGGCUUUAAUGGCGAGUCCUCUUGAACCCUCUGAAACCUGUAAAAGGGGAACUCUUCCUUUUUAAAACAUGUUUUCUUUUGAUCGUAAAAAACAUGUUUAAGAUAAAAUGCAAAAACUCUUUUUUAGUACCCCGAAUUCAUAAGCACUGAAACUGAGACACUGUACUUCUAAGAAUUAGAAAUAACUUCAAAAAGAAAAAUGUUGCCUUUUUUUGGUCUCUGGUGUGGUUUUUUUGGUUGGUUUGUUUUGUUUCGUUUGCAAUAAGGCUUCUUUUAAAAUUGUAAUCAUUUGUGUUUUCCUACACAACUUUUUCUUCUCUUAUUUAAAGAAAUACACUGUCCAUGACUUGGACUCUAAAAUUGAUAGUGUCAGGUAGAGGUUAAUGCAGCUCCGGUACUGUGCUUGGCCUCAGCUGUGACCCCUUCCCACCUCCCAGUCUCGCUCUGGACUCCGCAGCCGCCCGUCUGGCGGCAUCUGGACUCUCACCAGUCCAUCCAUAGGAAACUCAGUGGAGUUUGAAAUGUUUGCAGUGCUGUUAUGUCCAUUUGUUACAUCUUUACCAUUCAGACAAGAUUUAAAUAAAGCAAGUGUGGUUUACAUGGGACAUGAACCAUUAUACUUAAAAUAGGAACCUGCAAGGAAGGGCACUGAUUAGGUCACAAGUUUUCCCACCAGGCCUCUUUGAUGAAACAAGCCAAAGUCAUUGUAAAAUUCAGUAGAAGAACAUGGUAAAAGACUAAAAGAAAAAUAAAUGUCAGAGCCCAUAAUUUAAAGCUCUUAAUAAAAUCCUUGUUUGUUAGGCUACUAAAACACAGACGGGGAGAAAUCCCAGCUUCCACUUGAGUCACUUUGAAAUUAGUUAUGUCCAUAGCCCCACGUCAGACGUCGUCCAUCAGCAGCUGAGACUGAACUCGCCAGGAGGGGAGACGUUCCCAUCUCACCCGGACUUCAAGCUCUGGCCUGACCACGCUGCCCUUGUACACUUUUAUAACAGAGACUAAUGGAGGGAGCCUGUUGGUAUUAAAUUGUUUACAUUUCUUUAUAUAAAUAAUGUGCUUUCAGUGCCUUAGUUACGGGUCCCUUUCUUGUUCCAAGAAUUCUUCAAUGUGUCUCUUAGGUAAAAGUCUCUUUUUGCUAUUCACUGGGAGAAAAAUGGUUUCUAAAACACUGGUCACUGUGGUCAAUACUACUUUGUGAUGACAUCUGGGAAAGAGAGCUUUAUGUGGAGGUAGCGGUUGCCUCAGGGCUAUUGUUUAUGUUGCAGAAAUGCUCUUGUCACAUGAUGAGCUUCAGAUUAGGCAUGGCCCUAAAGUUGUCUUGUGCUGACCUUAAAUUCUUAUUUCAGAAGAGAAUCUUGGGUCUGGUAAUUCAUUUUUUAAAAGAUCAUGUGCAAAAACACUACGUUUUAAAAAUAACUCACAGAAUGGCCUUAGUUUUUUAUGUCCUGGUAUGUUUGUGAGUUGUGUUCUCUGUAGUAUACAUCCCAGAAUAAAGUGGAGUGAAUUCAAUAGUUUA
Balaenoptera acutorostrata (minke whale) is the source of this 5246-nucleotide messenger RNA. It is a transcript of the gene LCLAT1, whose product is annotated as lysocardiolipin acyltransferase 1. The record is from RefSeq and is a predicted model, not a curated record. The transcript has 9 exons. The coding region runs from base 204 to 1718 and encodes 504 amino acids. Gene Ontology annotation, cellular component: endomembrane system. Lineage: Eukaryota; Metazoa; Chordata; Mammalia; Artiodactyla; Balaenopteridae. Gene Ontology annotation, molecular function: acyltransferase activity.